Salvelinus fontinalis (brook trout) is the source of this 2914-nucleotide messenger RNA. Its product is annotated as dnaJ homolog subfamily C member 9-like. The coding region runs from base 328 to 1092 and encodes 254 amino acids. Lineage: Eukaryota; Metazoa; Chordata; Actinopteri; Salmoniformes; Salmonidae. Gene Ontology annotation, molecular function: heat shock protein binding. The transcript has 7 exons. Gene Ontology annotation, cellular component: cytoplasm; nucleus. The record is from RefSeq and is a predicted model, not a curated record.
ACCUUCACCAAACUGUUAACUGUAUGCCUAACACUAACCUUAAAUUAAGACAUAUUAAGCACGUUUUUCAUUAUAUUUUACGAUAGACUUUGUGGCGGUGGUAACUAGUGAAAGCCACACAAAUGUAACAUACACUAAAAAACGUGACCAAGAGAGGUACGUUUACGCUACGUACACUCCGUUGACAGGACAGCGCGCCAAAUUUUGUAAACAAAGCAAGUGAAGCUUUCAACCAGUUAUCCACCAUUUUGAUAAAGAGGAUUUCAAGUCGCAGUUGUAAAUGAGAACUUGUUCUCACCUGUCCUACCUGGUUAAAGAAAGAUAGGGAUGUGGCUACUCGACCAGUGUCAAGCACUGUUCAACACCUCCAGCCUCUAUGGGGUGCUGGGUGUCUCCAAGGAGGCGACAGACGCAGAGAUCCGACACAGCUACUACAAGGUGUCGCUCAGGGUUCACCCAGAUCGUGCUCCCGAAGACCUGCAGGCAACAGAGAAAUUUCAGGUGCUUGGGAAGUUAUAUGCAGUGUUGAGUGACAAGGAGCAGAGGGCAGUGUAUGAUGAGCAGGGACUUGUGGCUGAGGAAUCUGACUCACUGCAGCAGGGCCAAUGCUGGGAGGAGUACUGGAGGUUGCUGUUCCCUAAGAUCACAUUGGAGGACAUCCAGGAGUUUGAGAGGAAGUACAAAGGCACGGAGGAGGAGAGGCAGGAUGUGAUGCAGAUUUACCUGCAGCACCAGGGGGACAUGGACGCCAUCAUGGCCUCAGCCCUGUGCUGCUCUCAGGAGGACGAGCCCAGGAUCACAGCCCUUAUACAGACAGCCAUCCAGGCAGGGGAGCUCACGGCCUACCCUGCAUUCACCCAGGAGAGCACCAGGAAGAAGAAGACACGCAAACAGAAGGCUGAUGAAGAAAGACAAGAAGCUGAGGAGAUGCAGAGAGAGAUGGGACUCAAUGAUGCUGAUGACAGUCUUGUACUGAUGUUAAAGCAAAAGCAGAAGUCCAGAGAGCAGAAUUUUAACUCUUUCCUGUCUGACCUGGAAGCCAAAUACUCCAAGGGAGGAAAAGCCAAAGCAGGAGGGAAAGGAAAAAAGUGAAGACUUCAAACCCUUGAAGUUAAGACAAGGUAGAAGUUAAGGUCAAAUUUGUAUCAAAACUUGACACCUGCAUGCCCCCUAGUCACACAUCUAUCAUGUAUUUCUAUACAAAUUAUCUUCCUGAUCUAAGCUCUGCUAGCACCUCUGCAGAAAGUAGAAUAUGGCUUCUACUGCAGUGAGGUGAAUUGUCCCAGUACUUAAACAGCCCCUCUAGGGGCUGUUUAAGGUUUGUUAGGAAAACAUCUAAUACCUACCUUUUAGUUGGCGUCUCUGUAAGGCUUGUCUUUUCUCUUCCUGUUAAGGUAUGCUAUGUGAAACCCCAAAGUUUUGUGCUUGUCUUUUUUACAUGGGAAUAUAAAAGUCAUGUCCUUAUAAUAGUACAAAGCAGCCAGUCGAAGCAUGUCAGUGUUCAAAAGGCUUUUGUUCCUCCCUGUAUAGUUGGACUUGCCAUUCGGGUCAUCCUACGAAAAUGGUCUUUCCUGUCCCCUGCCUUAACCACCAGGAAAACACUUAUGUUAGAUAAUGACAUGUUAUUUUAAUUUAAGUGUUUUGUUAAUAAAACAUAUGUAAUACAGAUAUUGCAAACUAUUUAUAUAUAGUGCGUUCGGAAAGUAUUCAGACCCCUUGAUUUUCCCCCCACAGUUUUACUUUACAGCCUUAUUCUAAAAUGUAUUAAAAAACAAGUUUUUCCUCAAUCUACACACAAUACCCCAUAAUGACAAAGCAAAAACUGUUUUUUAGACAUUUUUGCAAAUGUAUUUAAAAUGAACUAUCAUAUUUACAUAAGUAUUCAGACCCUUUACUCAGUACCUUGUUGAAGCACCUUUGGCAGCGAUUACAGCCCCGAGCCUUCUUGGGUAUGACGCUACAAGCUUAGCACACCUGUAUUUGGGGAGUAUCUCCCAUUCUUCUCUGCAGAUCCUCAAGCUCUGUCAGGUUGGAUAGGGAUCGUCACUGCACAGCUAUUUUCAGGUCUCUCCAGAGAUGUUCGAUUGGGUUCAAGUCCGGGCUCUGGCUGGGCCACUCAAUGACAUUCAGAGCCUUGUCUCAAAGCCACUCCUGCAUUGUCUUGGCUGUGUGCUUAGGGUCGUUGUCCUGUUGGAAGGUGAAGCUUUUCCCCAGUCUGAGGUCCUGAGCACUCUGAAGCAGGUUUUCAUCAAGGAUCUCUCUGUACUUUGCUCUGUUCAUCUUUCCCUUUAUCCUGACUAGUCUCCCAGUCCCUGACACUGGAAAACAUCCCCACAGCAUGAUGCUGCCACCACCAUGCUUCACUGUAGGGGUGGUGCCAUGUUUCUUCCAGAUGUGACACUUGGCAUUCUGGCCAGAGUUCAAUCUUGGUUUCAUCAAGAUUCAUCUAUAACGUAACAAAAUGUGGAAAAGGGGAAGGGGUCUGAAUACUUUCCAAGUGCACUAUAUAUACAUAUAAAUGUAUAUAUAUAUAUACAUUUAAACUCAGUAUUUCACAAUUCCUGACAUUUAAUCCUAGUAAGAAUUCCCUGUCUUAGGUCAGUUAGGAUCACCACUUUAUUUUAAAAAUGUGAAAUGUCAGAAUAAUAGUUGAGAGAAUUAUUUGUUUCAGCUUUUAUUUCUUUCAUCACAUUCCCAGUGGGUCAGAAGUUUACAUAUAUUCAAUUAGUAUUUGGUAGCAUUGCCUUUUAAAUUGUAAGCUGUUUUUGAAAAGCACAUGGUGAGUCUGCAGUCUCUUCAUGUUAGCAAUUUGAUCAUUCAUUUGGUAAUUUCAUGCGACGCUUUAAGAUCGGUCUCUGGUGUUAGUUUAUAGUAUGGGGGAAAGGAAAUUUGAUUAAAAUAAUUUAUCAAAUCA